GUACACCUUUAAGGAGACCACUUGGAGGGAAGCGAGGCCUUUUAGUUCACGUACUGAGAAGAUUAAUCCCACGCCCGGCAGCUGGACACCAUCGGAGUUUACAGGGUGACACGUAUUAAGUUUCCAAAGGUUUGAUCUUUGCUGACAUUAUGACGGAAGCGGUCUUGGAGGAACAACGUGCGGCGUUUAAAACAAAUGUCGGGAUAGAAACUGUUCAGACAAAAUGGCGGAACAACAGUGUCAACUGGCCAUUGCCUUUGUUGGAUUGACUUUCUACGGUGAAAGAAGACUAAACUGGAGAAACUGCCCGAAAUUUAAGCGCAAAAUCAUUCUUAGUGGAAUUCAUGGAGCAAUUGACUUGGGAACACUGACCGCUCUGAUGGGUCCAUCCGGCGCCGGCAAGUCAACACUACUAAAAUGCAUUAACUGGCGGCAAAUGAGCGAGGUGGACGGCUCAACAGAUUUUUUACGAAGACCCGCAUAAUGUUAUCCAGACCAGCCUGAUCGUACAGGAUGUAAAGGAGCAUCUACUUAGCGGCUUUACGUGUCGUGAAUCACUUAUCUAUGCCUGGAAGCUGAAAAAUAAGCGGCAUAGUCUCGACAACGACGUAAUCAAUAAGAUACUGAAGGAGCUGAGUCUUGAACAACAGCAGGACACCCAGGUGGAAAAAUGCAGCGGUGGCGAGCAAAAAAGAAUCGCCAUUGCUAUGGAGCUGACCAAAAUACCUGGACUGCUGUGUCUUGAUGAGCCAACUAGCGGUUUGGACAGCUGCGCGGCCAAAGAAUUAACACAAUACCUGAAAAAGAUUACUGUGAGCUACAACAUCGCUGUAUUAGCUAGUAUCCAUCAGCCCUCGAGUGAAGUAGUAGACAUGUUUGACAAUCUUUAUGUGCUGGCGAAGGGCGGGCAUUGUGUGUACAAUGGUUCCCCGCGGAUGUUAGCAUCGUAUUUGAGUCGAACUAUUGGACUGUCUGUCAAUCAAGGUGAUAAUCCGCUUGAUCAACUGAUACAUAUCAGUUCCAAAUCAAACAACGGGACUGUCCAACGUCUGGCAACCCAAGCAAACACCAGUAAGGCAGCUUUGGAAAAUCGACGGCGGCAGGAAGGCUGGCGUUUGUCAAACGGAAGUAGAACAUGGAAAGCGUGCAUUAACAGUCCUCCAACCUUUACCAGGCUGGAAAUUCUUAUCUGCCGCUUCGUAUGCCAUGCUUUUAAAGCUCGUAAGGCAGCCAUCACGGUGCAGAUUCUCCUGACAUUGUUGCUUGGAGUGUCGCUGACUGCUGACACAAAUGUUUAGCGAGGAUGUCGGCACUGAUCCUGUCUGCACUGAAGCUUUUGCAGUUCGGACAUGUAACGAGACGGUACCAAUCGCGCAGUGCUCUGUAUUUGGACCAUAACAUGAGGCUUCACUUUUUCGCGUUUCUUGCUUUACAGUUCUUGAUCACCGUGCCAACUGCAGUGCUUUUUACCAACGAAGUCCUGCUUUUCGUCAACGAGCACAGAAACGGUUGGUAUGGAACGGCAUCUUACUUCUGGGCAAGAACUAUUGUGGAGCUUCCAUUAUGCCUUGCAGUAAGCGUGGGCUAUGGUUUAAUUGCCUACCACCUCAGCAAUCAGAUCAACGACACAUCUCGCGCCGGAAAAUACGUUGGUGUUCUCUGCCUGGCGUCCCUUACUGCCCAGGGAAUUGGUUUGUUGAUUGGCACUUUGGCUCAUUCGAAAGCCAAUUUGGCCAAUGUCAUGUCAGUGGGCGUAUACCUGUUCAACUUGCUUCUCUGUGGAUUCUUUGCCCCCCUUGAUAACUUACCACCAGCAAUUUCCUGGGCGCAGUAUUUGUCCUUUUCUAAACAAACAUAUGAAUUGGAAAUGUACGUCAUUUACGGGUCGGAUCGCUGCCCGGAUGGGUUAGUGUCCAAAGCGUUGAUCAUCCUUGACAUUCAGGAUUACAGCGCCACCGAAUUAAACCUAUAUAUUCUGAUUGCUCACUUGGUUCUAGUAAGAAUUACGGCAUUUUUCUUUCUGGUGUGCAAGGCGAACCACUACAAACUGGAGCAGCUGAUUUACAAACUAAAGGUAUUGAUGCGUUGUUGUGCAUCGCGGUGUGGUGGAUCGUCUCGUUUAGUCGAAGACACCGUUUGAAAGCAAAGAAUGGUCCCAGUCUUUGAGGUUGGUGGAUAAUUAUUUCAAGGGAGCGCUAGAAAAACCAUAAUGGUUGUCGACUAUAACAACUGCUCGGAAAUGACAUAAUAUUUUUAUCGCAUUUGAUUCAAAGUUUUAUACCACCCAUCGUUCGGUAAAUUUAUUUCUCCUACAGAAAUGUUUUUUUAACCACAACGAUUUCAGUUGUAUUAAGUUAUGCUGACAUUGUUUUACCGGCAAUAAAUGGAGCAAUAAGUUGUUUUUGUUUUCUUUAUUCUGAAAAAGAAUUGUGUGUGUGUGUGUGUGUGUGUGUGUUAAAAUACCCAAAAA
Paramacrobiotus metropolitanus is the source of this 2470-nucleotide messenger RNA. Its product is annotated as ATP-binding cassette sub-family G member 4-like. NCBI's taxonomy places the organism in Eukaryota, Metazoa, Tardigrada, Eutardigrada, Parachela, Macrobiotidae. Gene Ontology annotation, molecular function: ABC-type transporter activity. The transcript is spliced from 3 exons. Gene Ontology annotation, cellular component: plasma membrane. The coding region runs from base 1304 to 2140 and encodes 278 amino acids. The record is from RefSeq and is a predicted model, not a curated record.